Rhizophagus irregularis DAOM 181602=DAOM 197198 is the source of this 789-nucleotide messenger RNA. The record is from RefSeq and is a predicted model, not a curated record. NCBI's taxonomy places the organism in Eukaryota, Fungi, Glomeromycota, Glomeromycetes, Glomerales, Glomeraceae.
AAAUAUAUGGCAGUAAUGGAUUAUGCAAAUGAAGGUAAUUUAAGAGGAAAUUUAACAAGAAUAGUCAAAAAUGAUUGGAAUCAAAAAUUAUAUAUGUUGUACGAAAUUAUUUCUGGACUUAGUAGGAUACAUGGAGAAAAGCUUAUUCAUUGUGAUUUUCAUGAUGGUAAUAUUUUAAAUCAUAAUGAUAAGAAUAAGGAUAAAAUUUAUAUUAGUGAUUUAGGAUUAUGUCAACCUGUAAAAUCGUUUAUGAAAAAGUAUGAUAUUAAUGGUGUUAUACCAUUUAUGGCUCCUGAAGUUUUAAGAGGCAAACCUUAUACUCCAGCUAGUGAUAUAUAUAGUUUUUCUAUGAUUAUGUGGGAGUUUACAUCUGGAAUACCACCAUUUAUUAAUAGAGCACAUGAUCUUCAACUUAGUUUAAGUAUUUGUAAAGGUGAACGUCCUGAAAUUAUUGAAAAUACUCCACAAUGUUAUGUAAAUUUAAUGAAAAAAUGUUGGAAUGAAGAUCCAUUAAAAAGGCCAUCAAUCAAAAAGCAACUUUAUGGAAUUUAUAAAUGCAAUUGGGUGCAACAACCUUGCUACUAAAUCUCACCCUAAAGCAUGUUAUACAAGUCGCCUACUUGACUUUACCAGUAAAAAAUUGAAUGAAAGUCUUGAAAGUGAAGAUUUGAAUGAUUGUGUGAUUAAAGAUUUGAGGUCAUUAGUGAGAAUACUAGUAAAAAGUUGAAUGAAAUUCUUGAAAGUGAAAAUUCACAAGCUAGUGUAAAGGCAAAUGAAUGCUAGUAAGUG